AGUGCUGACAACAUUCAAAUAAUUAAUUUUUGAGCAAAGUCCGGCAACAUUUUAAAUUGCGCUCAGCUGUUCAGUGAAAAUAAACAAAAGAUUAAAAAAAAUGGAAGAAAAAUUAAUUGAGUUUGUGAGCGAAAACCGGUUUCUUUAUGACAAAAGUCAUAGAAAUUAUAAAAAUAGCUACCUGAGGGACGCCAAAUUUCAAGAGCCAUCGCAGAAAUUGAAUAUUCCAGGUGAGAAGCUAAAGGCCCGUUGGCGGACCCUACGGGAUAAAUUGUAUAAGGACCUAAAAAAGAAACCGUCAGGAAGCGGCAUGUAUUCGCCACACAAAAAGUGGAAGUGGAUGGAGAGCCUGAAGUUUUUAAAGGACGUUGAAAUGGACAACUUGAACACACAAGGCAAUUAUGGCACCGUGACUACAGAAGGUGACGACUCCUUCCUCAGCGACCUUGGCGAAUCCGCCUGUAGCAGUAUCAGUUUAAAUAUGCUUCCUCAAUCACCACAGACGCAGACACAGUCACAGACACAGACACAGACACAGACACAGACGCAGACGCAGACGCAGACACAGACUGGACGAAUAGAGACUUUCAAAGAGUGAUGACGUUAGCAGAGGAAAUGUUGGUCGUGGCCACGGAGAGAUCCGCCAUUCAAUUAUUUUUUGAAAGCCUUACCAAGCAGGCGGAGGGAGCUAACUUAAAUAGCCUGGAAAUGUCCGAGUUACAACUCCAAAUGUCUCAAACAUUCCACCAAUUUUUAGUAAAUCGCAAAAAAUAAGUUUUAAAUAAAAUUUUAAAUAAAAGCUCAUUCUUUCCAAGUAUAU
Messenger RNA from Bactrocera tryoni, 820 nucleotides. RefSeq names its product transcription factor Adf-1-like. The record is from RefSeq and is a predicted model, not a curated record. The coding region runs from base 101 to 598 and encodes 165 amino acids. Lineage: Eukaryota; Metazoa; Arthropoda; Insecta; Diptera; Tephritidae. Gene Ontology annotation, cellular component: nucleus; transcription regulator complex. Gene Ontology annotation, biological process: regulation of transcription by RNA polymerase II. The transcript is spliced from 3 exons.